GAAAACUAACGUUUUCACCACAAACAACAACACACAAACCCCACAUCUCAUCUGUUCGAAAAUGUCCUCCCGCCAAGGUGGAAAGCAGAAGCCGCUGAAGCAGCCCAAGAAGGAGAAGGUUGAUGCGGAUGAAGACGAUGCGGCCUUCAAGCAGAAGCAGCGUGAACAGCAGAAGGCGGAGAAGGAGGCCAUUGCAAAGAUGAAGAAGAAGUAA
This is a messenger RNA of Leptomonas pyrrhocoris, 214 nucleotides long. RefSeq lists its product as hypothetical. The record is from RefSeq and is a predicted model, not a curated record. Lineage: Eukaryota; Euglenozoa; Kinetoplastea; Trypanosomatida; Trypanosomatidae. The coding region runs from base 62 to 214 and encodes 50 amino acids. The transcript has a single exon.